AGGAGCGCGCCUGCGCCGCUGACCCGGAUGUUCAACUGCUUGGCAACGGCGGAAGUGGGGGGAAAAGGAGGAGGAGGAAGAAGAGGAAGAGGAGGAAGGCAAAGAAGAAGAGGAGGAGGAGGAGGUGGAGGAAGAAGAAGAAGAAGAGGCCGCGGCCUGGCUCAGCGCUGAGAGAGGCCGGACGGAGGGACCGAGCGCCGCCGCCUCUGACGCCCGAGAGAGCCCAGGCCCGCCGAGACAACAUGAGUGACCAGCAGCUGGAUUGUGCCUUGGAUUUGAUGAGGCGUCUGCCUCCCCAGCAGAUUGAGAAGAACCUCAGCGAUCUGAUCGAUUUGGUCCCAAGCCUCUGUGAAGAUCUUCUGUCUUCAGUUGACCAGCCUUUAAAGAUUGCCCGUGACAAGGUGGUGGGGAAGGACUACCUCUUGUGUGACUACAACAGAGAUGGAGACUCAUACAGAUCACCCUGGAGUAACAAGUACGACCCCCCUCUGGAAGACGGUGCCAUGCCGUCCGCUCGCCUGCGCAAGCUGGAGGUGGAAGCAAACAAUGCCUUUGACCAGUACAGAGACUUGUAUUUCGAAGGAGGCGUUUCCUCUGUCUACCUCUGGGAUCUCGAUCACGGAUUUGCAGGCGUGAUUCUAAUUAAGAAAGCUGGCGACGGAUCAAAGAAGAUUAAGGGGUGCUGGGACUCCAUCCACGUGGUGGAAGUUCAGGAGAAAUCCAGUGGCCGCACUGCCCAUUACAAGCUGACCUCCACAGUCAUGCUGUGGCUGCAGACGAACAAAACCGGUUCCGGCACGAUGAACCUUGGAGGCAGCCUCACCAGACAGAUGGAGAAAGACGAGACCGUGAGCGACUCCUCGCCCCACAUAGCCAACAUCGGCCGUUUGGUAGAGGAUAUGGAGAACAAAAUCAGAAGUACGCUGAACGAGAUCUAUUUUGGAAAAACAAAGGACAUCGUCAAUGGGUUGAGAUCUAUUGAUGCUAUUCCCGACAACCAAAAGUAUAAGCAGUUGCAGAGAGAACUCUCCCAGGUGUUGACCCAGCGCCAGAUGUACAUUCAGCCGGAUAACUAAGCCGGCCCAGGUAUCCGCCCCUCCCACUAG
This is a messenger RNA of Gekko japonicus, 1106 nucleotides long. RefSeq names its product capping protein (actin filament) muscle Z-line, beta (gene CAPZB). The transcript is spliced from 9 exons. Gene Ontology annotation, biological process: actin cytoskeleton organization; regulation of lamellipodium assembly; cell morphogenesis. NCBI's taxonomy places the organism in Eukaryota, Metazoa, Chordata, Lepidosauria, Squamata, Gekkonidae. The record is from RefSeq and is a predicted model, not a curated record. Gene Ontology annotation, molecular function: actin filament binding. The coding region runs from base 243 to 1076 and encodes 277 amino acids. Gene Ontology annotation, cellular component: F-actin capping protein complex; cytoplasm.